AUGCCAAUCUUGAAAGCAUCGCCAUGUCAGCAGAUUAGUACAACUGUUUAUUCCGCAUGCCUGCAUACUCACACUCUGUCUGUGGACGCUUGCCUUGCGCCUGCUUUUCUGUCUGCGUGCCCAAAUCUUCUACAUGUCGUCUGUUCUCCUCUCCUUCCCUCUAUUGCAGCACAUAGUCACCCUGACAACAAGAAUUUUGAAGAUUACGGUGUGUCUGGUGGUACCAUCUGCUUGCACCAUGAUGGCAUGACGAAGACCUCUCCUCUACCGCCGGUCGCCAAGCGCAAUCGGAAGCCAAACUCUCAGACUCCUGUGCGCUCAUUGCAUAAACAAUACUUUCUUCCCAGAUGGGAUGCAUAG
Molecule: messenger RNA, 360 nt
Organism: Protopolystoma xenopodis
Lineage: Eukaryota; Metazoa; Platyhelminthes; Monogenea; Polystomatidea; Polystomatidae
Source: the annotation of a GenBank genome assembly